AACUCUUGUGCGCCUGCGCUUCAUUUCCCCCGUGGGCUGUGGGGCCGAAGUGCUGUCAUGGCGGACCCGGAGGCACCCGGCCGGUUGGAAAGAGGCACUGGAAAUCUAGGGGUACAGGAGGCGGCGGGUCCUGGAGGAGCCCUGGUGGAGCUCACCCCGACCCCCGGCGGCCUGGCUCUGGUGAGCCCCUACCACACCAACCGGGUCGGGGAUCCUUUAGACCUCGUGGCGCUCGCCGAGCAGGUGCAAAAGGCUGAUGAAUUCAUCCGAGCAAAUGCUACUAACAAGCUGACAGUCAUUGCUGAGCAAAUCCAACACUUGCAAGAACAAGCUAGGAAGGUACUGGAAGAUGCUCGCAGAGAUGCUGACUUGCACCACGUGGCUUGUAACAUGGUGAAAAAACCUGGCAGCAUUUACUAUCUUUACCAGCGGGAAAGUGGCCAGCAGUACUUUUCCAUCAUUUCUCCAGAGGAAUGGGGAGCAGGCCGUCCACAUGACUUCCUUGGUGCCUACAAGCUGCAGCAUGACUUGUCGUGGACUCCAUACGAAGACAUUGAGAAGCAAGAUGCUAAAAUUGCCAUGAUGGACAAGCUGCUGAACCAGCCCAUGGCCUUGCCCCCAUGCACUGAACCCAACUUCCAGGGACUAACUCAUUGAGACAAGGCCUGACCACCACCAACCAUCUCCUUGUCUGCAUUCUCUUCCUUGUGUGUGUGUGGGAGGCUCAUGAGGACUUUGGGUUUUGGGGUGAAUCAUGAACUUCUUGGAAGGAGAGCCUGGUGGAUGUAGACACUGUUUGCUGUCAGUUGGGAGGGUAAGGAGUCGCUGAACUCUUGUGGGAUCUUCCUGGGCCCACUGAUGCCCAGUCACUCGGUUUCAGAGGAUUAGCUAAUGCUCUCCUUCACCUCAGCACUGGGGAAGGAAGAGCCCUCUUCCUACAACAAGAUGGUGGGUCAUUUUCCUGUCUUUUGUGUCAGGUUGGUAUUGAAGCUGUCUACGUACGUGCUGUGCCAAUUUAAGGUUGAUUCAGGAAUUGCAGUGUUGCCUACGGAGGAUAAAAAGAAACAGACAACUUGG
Myodes glareolus (Bank vole) is the source of this 1077-nucleotide messenger RNA. RefSeq names its product chromosome 3 C1orf50 homolog (gene C3H1orf50). Lineage: Eukaryota; Metazoa; Chordata; Mammalia; Rodentia; Cricetidae. The record is from RefSeq and is a predicted model, not a curated record.